UUCUCGGUUGUCUGAUCUAGUCAAAUGUUAGGGAGUGAAGCUACCUGCAGGUCGGGCGGCAGAAACAAGUCGUAGGUUUCCCAGCAAGUUUCUUACAAGCCCAGAACUUCAUUCUAGUUACGGAAGAGAGACAGCAGACGACCAAGUUCACGACGAUGAAGUGGUUGUUCAGCUUUGUUUUGUUUGGAGUUGCUGCGUCAGCGCCGCAGUUCAAUCCACCUCUACCACCAGCAACACGGGAUAUUUUGAACGUAUUGCUAAAAAAUAUCCUCCGCCAGACAGGUGGUCCCGCGUUAAAAUCGGAGACGAAGCCGUCUGCUCCAUUCAAAUUUCCGUCUCUCGCAGCGCCCUUCCCACCACAGUUUGCGCCACCUCCACAGCCGUUCCAGCCGGGUCCACCGAUGGCUCCACCAGCGCCAAUGCCAGGACCAGCUGGCGGUGUCUUGAUGGAUCUACCGAACACUGGUGGAGGUUACGCUGGAGGUUAUCCUGGCUACGCACCCCCUGUGAUGAUGAGGUACUGCCCGCCUGGGCCCACCAGCAAUGACGCCUGUAAAGACCAGAAACUCCAAGAAGCUUUAUACCACCCAGACGGCAGACCAAGGUAUAACUGGGUGCCGCCAAGGAAUCCAUGGGAUACAAGUUUACCAGAUACAGUAAAAGAUACCGCAUUAAAUGUUUUAAUGAUGAAAGUAAACUCCAGGCCAGGCCGAGUUCCAACUCCUAAAGAAGCAGAAUUAAUGUCACUUUUAGGAGAUCCCAAAGAUCAACAUCUCAUGGGUUUUGGUGGAGCCCCUCAUGCCGGCUAGAGAAAGGGAAGCUACUCUGAAGUUAACGUCUCUAUGCCAAUGCUCGUCUGCAAAAAUUCCAUGAAUAAAUUCAACCAAUCAAGGAGCUUCUUUCACCUAGAGAGUUAACAUCCAAUCAAAUGUAUUCAUUGCUGCAGUAGUAGUUCCAUGUAUUUUGAAAUAUAAAUAAAUAUGACUGUUUUAUUGUUUUUA
Messenger RNA from Biomphalaria glabrata, 1001 nucleotides. Its product is annotated as basic proline-rich protein-like. Lineage: Eukaryota; Metazoa; Mollusca; Gastropoda; Planorbidae. The record is from RefSeq and is a predicted model, not a curated record. The coding region runs from base 156 to 809 and encodes 217 amino acids. The transcript has 13 exons.